UUCAUUUGUGCUUCAUGACUCUUCUUCAUGGCGCUUUUUGCCAUGUUUUAUCAGCAACGACUGAACUACUGUUGAAUCCACUAGUCGUAUAGCUAACAGUGUUCGGAUGAUAAAUUUGCAUGAAUGUUGUACAUACUACGCAUUAAGACUCCGCAAAGAUGAAUGUGGGCGUUGCUCACAGCGAGGUGAACCCAAACACGCGGGUGAUGAACAGCCGGGGGAUCUGGCUGGCCUACCUGCUGCUCACCACUGCCCUGCAUGUGGUCUUACUCAGCAUCCCUUUCCUCAGUGUGCCUGUGGUGUGGACUCUCACCAAUGUAAUUCACAACCUGGCAAUGUAUCUGUUUUUACAUACCGUCAAAGGCACGCCGUUUGAGACACCGGACCAAGGCAAGGCACGUUUGCUUACUCACUGGGAGCAGAUGGACUACGGCGUCCAGUUUACAGCGUCAAGAAAGUUCCUCACCAUCUCACCUAUUGUACUGUACAUCUUGGCCAGCUUCUACACCAAAUAUGAUACUACUCAUUUCCUAGUAAACACAGGCUCACUACUAAGUGUUCUCCUUCCCAAGUUGCCUCAGUUUCAUGGAGUUCGUCUGUUUGGUAUAAAUAAAUACUGAUAUGACACUUCAGCCCACUUGUGGAUGGGAUGUAGCAUCAUGGAGAUGAGAUGAGAUGACUGAAAUUCCUUUAUUCUCCACAUGAUGCUUCCUUGGUCCAAAGCCGUAAGGCCUUAAGGAACCAAAACUGCACUGGACUGAAGUACACUAUUUAAAAAAAGGCCUUCCAUGCUCAGGUUUAUUCAGUCCGUGGCGUUUCUUUUUUUAAAUCCUGUCUUACGUCUGUAAUUUCUCUUCAUCAAAAUCUCUACAUCUCCAUCACAAUUUCUAGAUUGAUCACAUUCAAGGAUGUUUUUGACUGCAUUGCACCAGACAAUGUGCCAAAUUAUCACCUGCUGAUAUUAAUUUUUAUUAAGGUUCACUUUGGAUAAACCUAUUUGCCACAACAAGCUCUGUCACUGUGGGGUCAAAGCAUGAUAGCGCUGAAUUACAAUAUUCAGAAAGUUUUUGUCAGUGUUCUAGUUAGUAUAUAUACAACAUGGACAACUGCAGUAAAUAAGUUAUGUUGAAUUAUUAGAAAAACUGAUUUUGAUUUUAAUUUGAAUUGUCUUAUUGCAUUUUUCAUUUCAUUUGCUCCAUAAAUGCAAAACAGUGAUCUGUGACAAUGUAUGAAUGUGAUACGAUAAACAAGCUUAAAGUGCUCUCUUAAAGGGAUAGUUCACCCAAAAAUGAAAAUUUGAUGUUUAUCUG
Sinocyclocheilus anshuiensis is the source of this 1310-nucleotide messenger RNA. RefSeq names its product ORMDL sphingolipid biosynthesis regulator 2 (gene ormdl2). The transcript has 4 exons. The record is from RefSeq and is a predicted model, not a curated record. The coding region runs from base 159 to 620 and encodes 153 amino acids. Lineage: Eukaryota; Metazoa; Chordata; Actinopteri; Cypriniformes; Cyprinidae. Gene Ontology annotation, cellular component: endoplasmic reticulum membrane.